This is a messenger RNA of Acanthoscelides obtectus, 308 nucleotides long. NCBI's taxonomy places the organism in Eukaryota, Metazoa, Arthropoda, Insecta, Coleoptera, Chrysomelidae. The record is from the annotation of a GenBank genome assembly.
CGUAGAUUUCUUGAUUCAUAAUAAAACGAACAUAUGCCAAUAAUAAUGCUGCAUUAUCAGGUAAAGUUGACUCGUUCAGUGGUAUAGAGAAAUGGGUCUGUUGUUGCUUAAGGGAACUCUUUUAAUGAUAUCAGAUGCAGGUUUGUGUAAAACAGUUUUUAAAACCUCUUCAACGGCUGGCAAAAGUAACUUCUCUCCGAUAGUAUGCGGUUUUCCGGAUUUUCCUAUAAGUAACGAGAUAUUGUAAGAUGCCCGCAAACCAUCAUCAUUUCUUUGUGACGUCGAAGCGAACAUUCUGUCCAGUGUAG